AAAUCAAAAAGAAAGAUCAAAUCGUUACUAAUACUCAGGAUAUACUUUCUACAGAAGAUAUUUCAUCUGAAAAUUUGGAACGAAAAACUAAACCUUAUAAGAAUAAAGAGAUCAAAUUUCUGGAACGA
This is a messenger RNA of Racocetra persica, 128 nucleotides long. NCBI's taxonomy places the organism in Eukaryota, Fungi, Glomeromycota, Glomeromycetes, Diversisporales, Gigasporaceae. The record is from the annotation of a GenBank genome assembly.